This is a messenger RNA of Momordica charantia (bitter melon), 3001 nucleotides long. Its product is annotated as AMP-dependent synthetase and ligase family protein. The record is from RefSeq and is a predicted model, not a curated record. Gene Ontology annotation, molecular function: CoA-ligase activity. Lineage: Eukaryota; Viridiplantae; Streptophyta; Magnoliopsida; Cucurbitales; Cucurbitaceae.
AAUAAUCAAACCCAAUAUUUUGUGUAUUUGCAAAUCGUCUUCGUCCCGCCCAUUUAUUUUGCAAGGACUACGUUGAGCCACGUACUACUUUCUUCCGAGCUCCAUUUCCAUGGCGGAUCGGAAUCCCAACCUCAACUCCGCCGCCCAUUUUGUGGAUCCUCGGAGCGGUUUCUGUCCUCAGACCAAGAUUUUUCACAGUCUCCGACCACCGCUCUCGCUCCCGCCGAUACCUCAGCCUCUCUCCAUUACUGACCAUGCCCUUUCUCUCGUACAAUCUUCCCCUCCUCCGGCGAACACUACCGCUCUCGUCGACUUCGACUCCGGCGUCCAUGUCUCCUACGCUCUUCUCCUCCGUGAAAUCCGAAAUCUCUCCGCUAAUCUCAAAGCUCUCACAUCACUGUCCAGUGGUCAAGUGGCUUUUAUUCUUGCACCGACUUCUCUGCAAGUUCCUGUGUUGUAUUUCGCUCUGUUAUCCAUCGGCGUCACUAUCUCUCCGGCUAAUCCAACUGGUUCCGAGUCGGAGAUUGCUCACCAGGUUCAACUCAGUAAACCGGUCAUUGCAUUCGCUACGUCCUCAACGGCGGCCAAGCUCCCAAGGAAGCUUGGGAAAAUCCUGAUAGAUUCGCCUGAGUUUCUCUCCAUGAUGACUGAAAGCAAUCGCUCGGAUGGUGUCGCCGACGUUAAAAUCAACCAAACCGACUCGGCGGCGAUUCUCUACUCGUCAGGCACUACAGGGCGAGUGAAGGGCGUCUUUCUGUCUCAUCGGAACCUCAUUGCGGCCAACUCUACUCUUGCGUCGUUGGUCGAGCAAGGAGAGAUAGAGCCACGUACGGUUUCUCUGUUUCUGUUACCACUGUUCCAUGUUUUCGGGUUCUACAUGAUGAUUCGAGGGAUUUCUCGAGGCGAUACAUUGGUUCUGAUGCAGAGAUUCGACUUCGAGGGGAUGUUAAGAGCAGUGGAGAAGUAUAUGGUCACGUAUAUUCCGGUUUCUCCGCCGCUGGUGCUGGCGUUGGCCAAGUCGGAGCAGGUGGCGAAGUACGACCUCAGUUCUCUUCAAUUUUUGGGAUGCGGCGGCGCUCCCCUUGGGAAAGAAGUCGUCGAGAAAUUCCAAGAGAAGUUCCCCAACGUAGAAAUUAUACAGGGAUAUGGCCUGACAGAGAGUACAGCAGCGGCAGCAAGGACUUUGGGGCCUGAGGAAUGCAGUAAUACAAGUUCAGUAGGUCGCCUAUCUGAAAGUAUGGAAGCCAAGAUAGUGGAUCCUGCAUCUGGAGAGGCCUUACCUCCUGGCCACAGAGGAGAGCUUUGGCUGCGAGGUCCUGGAAUCAUGAAAGGUUAUGUUGAAGAUGACAAGGCAACUGCUGAAACCUUGCAUCCGGAGGGAUGGCUAAAGACUGGUGAUCUUUGCUAUUUUGAUUCUGACGGAUUCCUCUACAUUGUUGAUAGAUUAAAAGAAUUGAUCAAGUACAAGGCUUAUCAGGUUCCACCUGCUGAAUUGGAACUCUUGCUUCAAUCCAAUCCUGAGAUCAUUGAUGCCGCUGUGAUACCCUAUCCUGAUGAAGAAGCAGGAGAGAUUCCUAUGGCUUAUGUGGUUAGAAAGCCUGGUAGCAAUAUCAGUGAGGACCAAGUCAUUGAUUUCAUUGCAAAACAGGUUGCACCGUACAAGAAAAUUCGGCGAGUAUCUUUUAUCAACGCAAUCCCGAAAUCACCUGCAGGGAAGAUUCUCAGGAGGGAGCUCGUCAGUCAUGCUCUCUCUCAGGGUUCUAACAAGCUGUAAGAAAGAAAGGGUCAUUAAAAUGUAUAUAAUUUGGCACCUCGGAAACUGUGGCAGCUUAAAAAUUGUAGUUCCACCUCAUUAUUUCCCGGCUACUUCAGAAGCAUUUUCAUUUGCAGCCUCCUGCACAGCAAAAUGUAGAAUAAAGCCGAAGUUUCUACCUUUAAUUUUCAUGUUGGAAAUGUCUUAUGUAGCUGCGAGCUGAAUGAUUAUUGUCUUAAUUUAAAGAACUGUGUCCGAUCCUGAAUAAACAUCCUUCGUGAAAAUUAGUCAAUAUUCUUUGAUCCGAAAAUUUUCUGAUAUUCGUUUGUACAUAUAGUACCAGCUGUUGCAGGAGUGGCCAUGGCGCUUAAACAGCUUCCUCUGAAUCUUUGGAUUGGAUUCUGCUGUUCCCCCAUACGGCUCAGAUCAUGUUCAUUGUUCAGGUUGGGACCCCACUCGAUCUUAUUCUGUUUACUUUAGCUAAUAUUGAUUCAGAUUCACAGAUAAAGCUUUGAGAUGGCACCUCGUGUUAAUGGCUGCCAACCCACCAACUCCGGGGAACGGCAUCAAUCCCCUGCAUGAAAAUCCAUUCGACUGCAGCUGAAUCAGGGCUCUCUCUUCAACAGAUUAAAAAUUCUCCAUCGUCUCGCUUUCUCCAAAGAGAGAUGCUUCAGCUUAUUUCACGGAGAGAGAGAGCAGCGGCGGAAUUCAAUUCAAUGGCUCCUUGCCGGCGGUGGUUUCCAUCGUUCGAUGUAAAUUUCUUCAGUAAAUGUAAGUCUCGAAUCCAAUCGCCCUCUUCAAGCCACUUUCACAGUAGUGCCAUGGCCGUCCCCAUAUCUGGAAAGAUUCCCCCUUAAAAUAUAGUCGUUUAUGGACAUCCAAGUCAGCCAAAUAACAACCCAAAAUAGAGAUGUCUCGAACGAUUGAAAAUCAUGUAUUUCUUCCGGUAGUUCUUAGAUUGGGUAUUCUUCAAAUGCUUAUCACAGUUAGAUUUAGAAUAUAAUUUGCGGUUUUCUAGAAUCCAAGAAUUGACAGAUUCAAGAAAUGGAUACCCAGAAGUUGGAUUGGGAGUUAGCUGAAACACAGGCUCAUUUAGAAGGCUUUCGAAAUUGAAUUUUGUUUGAGUUUAGAUCCAAAUGACCUGUUUCAUUUGAAAGAAAUUAUGGAAAUUUUAGAAGUAACAUUGACUCUGAAGAUGGGACUCAAGAUUUGGAGGCAUUACUAAUAGAAGGAUACAAUCUGAACGAA